AUGGACUCGCCUGAAGAGACCUCCUCCUCAGCCGGCGACGGCGGAGAUGUUCGCCGGCGAAGGACUUGCACAGACGGAUGCGGCCGCCCUAUAAACGUGUGCCUCUGCCACGCCCUCCCUUCAGCUCCCGUCCACACGGCCACGCAGGUUGUCAUCCUCCACCACCCCCACGAGCGCCGCCACAAGCUCGCCACCGUCCCCAUCCUUGCCAAAUGCCUCCGGAACUGUGAGAUCAUUGUCGGACGCAAGCUGAAAUACGGGCAAUCGGAGCUUCUGGAUUCUCUCCACGAUCAAGCAACAGAAAACCCUAAUUUGCCUCUCCCUCGAGCUGUUUAUCUCUUCCCUGGUCCAGAUGCACUGCCAUUUGGAGAAGUCAGUCGUAUGCAUUCCUCUCUCGAUGAUGCAGGCAGGGGGGGUCUUGUUCUAAUUGUUUUCGAUGGAACUUGGAAGCAUGCCAAGGAAAUGCUGGUUGCAAGUUUAUCGUUUAUAUCCAAGUUUGCUGUGCCAGUUUGUUUAGAUUUUGAUGCUGCAGCAGAUGGUGGCACUAUUUUUGACUCGGAGUUGAUUCUAAGGAAAGAGCCGUUUGCUGGGUGUGUGAGCACAAUGGAGGCGGUUGCCAGGUGUUUACAUGUACUUGAGCCUGAUGGCCCUGAUAUUGCGUCAAGGAUCAUUGAAGUUUUAAGAGCUAUGUUCUGGUCUAGCCAUCUUUGUUGUCUCCAUGCUCUGGUACACUGCCUCAGCAGCUUGCCACUGCUGCCAACACGAGGAAGUCAAGAUAACGAGCUGAGAUGGCUCGUUUUAGGACGUCUUGUUGCAUUUUUGUGUUGGAGUUCUUGUAAAACUGGCUUUGGAAGGAAAUGUGGAUCAAUAGAUGGAUUGAUUUCUUGUAGCAAUAUCUGCUCCCCCGGAACCAACUGCGCUAAGCCCCUGCGGCCGAUGGAUUGAUUUCUUGAAUUACAUUUGGUGAAGAUUUAAGCACUAGUACUAGUUUUUAUUGAUGCACUAGAUAGUAGAUUUCUAAUUAGCUGACCAUGUUUCUUAUCUGUUUUAUGUAUUUUUCUUGUAUUAGAUGUU
This is a messenger RNA of Salvia hispanica, 1074 nucleotides long. Its product is annotated as DTW domain-containing protein. The record is from RefSeq and is a predicted model, not a curated record. NCBI's taxonomy places the organism in Eukaryota, Viridiplantae, Streptophyta, Magnoliopsida, Lamiales, Lamiaceae.